AAACCUUGUAUGUAUGAAUAACCUCUGAAAGUAAACGUUCAAAGUUGCAUAUUCUAAAAUUUACCAAAUUGACCCGUAUUCUAGACCGCCGCCGAUAACAACAAAUGUUUAACGUUAAGAUUAACACAAACAAAAAGUUUUUAAUAUCUAUAUUAUCUAUAAUAUUUAUUCCAAAAUGGACAAAUUAUUGAAAGGUAUUAUGAAGUACAGGUGUAAUGUUAAAGAGCAGAUGGUUAAACAGUUUUUACAAGUCAAGGAUAAUCCCACACCAAAGGCGGUGUUUUUCACGUGUAUCGACAGUCGAAUGAUACCGACAAGGUUUACACAGACGAAUGUUGGCGACAUGUUUGUCGUAAGAAAUGCUGGAAACAUAAUACCCCAUUCGCAACAUUUUAUGGAUGAAUUGACCACAAAUGAGCCAGCAGCUUUAGAACUCGGAUGCGUUGUUAACGAUAUAAGGCACAUUAUAGUGUGUGGACACAGCGACUGCAAAGCUAUCAAUUUAUUAUACAAAUUACAAGAUAGCGAAUUUGCAUCACAGGAUAAUAGAAGAAUAUCACCAUUAAGAGCUUGGCUGUGCACUCACGCCCUUUCCAGUUUGGAGAAAUUUCAACAGCUAGAAGUGACGGAUUACACUAAACCUUUGGUAUUUCAAGCUGAAACACCCCUCAGAAAAUUCGUAGCUUACAUAGAUCCUGAUAACAAGUUUAACUUAGAGGAUAAACUUUCGCAAAUUAACACUCUACAACAGUUACAAAACAUUGCGAGUUACGGCUUUUUGAAAAAAAGAUUGGAAAAGCACGAAUUACACAUACACGCUCUUUGGUUCGAUAUUUAUACAGGGGAAAUUUAUUAUUUUAGUAGAGGCGCCAAAAGAUUCGUUUUAGUCGAAGAAGAUAGUUUUGAAAAGUUGUUACAAGAAGUGAAGAAAUAUUAUUCAUAGAAAAAUUGUAGUUAUAAUCAACAGCUGAAAAAAGUUCCUACUUUUUUGUGUUACCAGUACAAUGUUAUUGAUGGACUUCACAUUAACAAAUACACGUGGAGAAAAUUAAAAAAGUUUUAAUGUUAAAGACAAUAUAUAACAUGACAAUUUUACUAUAACUAUAUGUAUUUUUUAUUUAUUAUAAUAUUUUAUGUACAAACAAAUUCUAUUUUAUUAAAUAAAAACAGAUUGAGUAACCAAUGACUUCAUGAAUUUUUGCGUGUCAACACCAUUUUCGCUUAUAUUGUGUUUUUUGAAAAACGAAUUCAACUCCGAAGAUGCUUCUUUUAAAUAAUCUACAUUAAGAGCAUUAUUUGUACAAAUAAAUAUUUCAUUUAGGUCUUCUUGUAAUUUGUAGCUAAAUAUUGACUGGAAACGGUCUUUUAAACCAUUUAAUACAACUGGCCUGAGCGAGUUGUCCCUCAGAACGACAUUCAAUAUGAAUAUGCCUAAAAAAAUAAAUAUCCUAAAGUUGAUUAUCCAAUUAAUUACUAUACAGGAUGAUUCAUUGAGAAUGACAAACUCUGAACUACAAAUACUAAACACCAAAAUAUGAAGUUUUACCCCAACAUGUCCUAUAAAAAUGUUGCUGGUUUAAGGGAAAAUUUUAUUUUAAAAUGUCUCAAUAACUUUAUAAUUUUUAACAGCAUUAAAUUUGGUAGUUUUAAGUUUUAUGACACGAGAAAUACGAAUUUAAAAAAGAGUAGGUACAUUUUUUACGGGCUUUCAGAUUUUUAACUUAUUUUAAUCACUAUUCACUGGAUAAAGAAGAUAUGAUAUAAUUUACUGAAGAAACAAGGUGCCACUAGCGCCCUCUUUGAGCAGUCACAAAAUAAAAUAUAAAUUCGUAUUUCUCACGUCAGAAAACUUAAAACUACCAAAUUUUAUGUUCGUGCCGUUAAAACUUAUAAAGUUAUUGAGACAUUUUAAAAUAAAAUUUUAGCUUUGAACACCCUAUAUAUCUCCUAAAGGCAUAUUGGGCUAAAUCUUCAAAUUUUGGUGUUUACUAUCUGUAGUUAAGAGAUUGCCUAUUCUAAAUUAAUAAUCAUGUAUAGUAUUGAUAUAAAUUGUUACAUACCAGUAUUUCCGAUGAGUUUAACAACACUGUCCAGAACUGUCUCUUCUAAAAACUGUUUUGGAGGACAACUCAUACCAAUAGAAGAGUCUUUACUGUCUACAUCAAAAAGUACAGCCUCUAAUGCACCUCCUAAAACAAGGUUUUAAUGAAUAGAUACAUAAUAAAUCACGAGAUCAAUUAAAAAAAAAUACAAUUGAAAUUUUAUAUAAGAUAUGAGUAAUUCCAUGAAUACAAGGAUCAUGUUGAAAGAUUUUAUACAAUAUGUUAACUUUUCAGUCCUGACUCCAGGAGAACGGUAUAGAAACACAAUGCUAUUGAAUAGAGAAAAAUGCUUGCAAUCGAAAGGGCUUGGUUAAACCAAUUAAUCUCUUUAUCGCAAAUAUAAUAAAGCGUCUCAUCUUUAUUUUGCCUGAUUAACAUGGUUAACAUAUUGUAUACUUAAAAACUAUACAAGUACGAACGGUCGACUUUUUGUCUUCACAUGGCAUUAAAUAAUUAUCAUCUUCUUUAUUCGCCUAAUUUGGCACCUUUGUAAUCUUUUUUGUUCUAUAAAGUCACAUUGUAUUGUUGUAUAGGUCACUCAGCAAUAGUUGUUAUAAAUGUUUUGUUUCAGCAGUUGGAUUGAAAAAAAUGUAUGUGAUAAGUCUCAAAUAGUUAUUGAUUCUGGAGAAUUUAAUAUUGACCUGUUGACUAAAAACAUAGCACGAAAUUAAAGAAUAUUUUGGUUGAUAAGGGAGUAAAAAAUAUUGUAGCGAAAUAUACAAGAACAAAUAGAAAUGGUGGAAGUACACUAAUAAUAGACUUAGUUAUAACAAAUAACGAUUCAGUCUCAGUUGAGGUUAUCAAAACCACAGAGAAGAGAACAAUACAGAAAAGAAACAUAGGGCUAGUUCCACCACAGAUAUACUCUGAGAAAACGUAACUAUUCACAGUACAACUAGCUGUGGUGUACUGUAAAUAGUUACGUUUUCUCAGAGUAUAUCUGUAGUAGCCAUAUGUUUCUUUUCUGUAUUGUUUCUCUCUUCUGUGUCAAAACACCAAGAAUUUCAGAUCAAUUUAUGCUUUUAAUAAUGUGCUAGAGGUAAGGACUUAAAUUUUGAUUUAUUAAAUAACAAAUUUUCAACAUUAGCAUAUAACUAUUGUAUUUAUGACAUUAAUGCAA
Psylliodes chrysocephalus is the source of this 3222-nucleotide messenger RNA. The record is from the annotation of a GenBank genome assembly. Lineage: Eukaryota; Metazoa; Arthropoda; Insecta; Coleoptera; Chrysomelidae.